AUGGUCACCCUGCCUUCCUCCCAUUUCGGAGGUUCCGGUGGGGGCUACGGCGGCGGUUCCAUCGGUGAAGGUUCCGGUGGAGGGUACGGCGGCGGUUCCAUCAGUGGAGGACACGGUGGAGGUUCCGGUGGGGGCUACGGCGGCGGUGGAGGCAACGUUGGAGGCUACGGCGGCGGCUCCAUCGGUGAAGGCUCCGGUGGAGGCUACGGCGGCGGUUCAAUCGAUGGAGGCCCCGGUGGAGGCUACGGCGGCGGUUCCAUCGGUGGGGGCCAUGGUGGAGGCUCCGGUGGAGGCUACGGCGGCGGUUCCAUCGGUGGAGGCUCCAGCGGAUAUGGUCGCUAG
Eriocheir sinensis (Chinese mitten crab) is the source of this 342-nucleotide messenger RNA. RefSeq lists its product as uncharacterized. The transcript is spliced from 2 exons. The coding region runs from base 1 to 342 and encodes 113 amino acids. The record is from RefSeq and is a predicted model, not a curated record. Lineage: Eukaryota; Metazoa; Arthropoda; Malacostraca; Decapoda; Varunidae.